AUGCUGAGCAGCAUGCCUACUUUUCUCUGUUACAUGAGAAUUCGAUUUCUUCUGCCAUUAAAGGGUCUAUAUUGGUUGGAUGCAAUUUUUUGUCAACAUUUUAAGAGAGUUUAUAUGGAUCUUGAUCGGAAAGUCAAAGUGGCAAUGCGAUUGGCGGAACUGUACAAACCCUAUUUAUUGUUUAAGGGCAUAUUCGAUGACAAAAAUUCAGAAAAAUUGCGAGUGGCAGCAAUGGAGAUGGGUUUAAAUGUGGAUGAGUUUGGAUUUGAUCCCAAAUGCAUUGACUGGGAAGAUUAUUUCAUCAACAUUCACCUUCCUGGCCUUGUACGAUAUGUAAUGAAACAAUAAAUUUUGCCGUUAAAUAUUUUAUAUGCUACUCUUUCUUAGUUGACAAUUGGUAUGAUGUAAUUGACUUUGAAUGUAAUGUCUUAACGAAUAAGAAGAGUUGUAUGCAUAAAAAAAAAAAAAGUAUUUAAUGAACUAGUUUGGGUAGU
Messenger RNA from Rubroshorea leprosula, 494 nucleotides. The record is from the annotation of a GenBank genome assembly. Lineage: Eukaryota; Viridiplantae; Streptophyta; Magnoliopsida; Malvales; Dipterocarpaceae.